AUGUCGGGCAGUGGACGGAAAAGCGCGUACCGCAAGGGCGUGACCAAGCGCGUGCUAUAUGGCGACCCAGAACCCAAGGAGAACGAGCUCAUCGUGCGCGUCACUGCUCUGCGUGGCAGCAACCUGUUCGAGGUGGUGGAUGCCAAUGGCGUAAAAUCUGUGACGAUGUUGCCCACCAAGUUCCGCAAGCUCAUUUGGGUAAAGCGAGGAGACUUUUUGAUUGUCGGCGAGGGCGACGGUGGAGAAGCCACGACUGCCACGGGCAAGAAAGGUGCCGUGACGUCCAUUGUGGAGCACAUUUUGUACAAAGAGCAGAUCAAAAACCUUAAGCGCAAGGAACUCUGGCCUGCAGCUUUUGACGACUCGCCCACUGGGCCGGCGUGGACUCAGGGAGACACCGUGAACAAAGAUGAAGAGCAGAGCGACGAGGAAGGUGACGAUGCGGGCGGGGAAGAGGCUCAAACGCCUACUGCCUCAUCGUCGAAUGGAUUGACGAUGGUUGAGGACCGUUUUGCUAUGAUGCAUGUGAACCGGAAUCGCCGUAAGGGACACUUCGAUGACGAGGAGGAGGAGGACAGCGAUGAUGAACGAGUAAUUGCGGACGAAAGAGAAAGCUCGAGUAUCAUGCAGCGCAAGCGUAGCAGCGCGUACAAUGCUGGCCCUGCCGUAUCGCAUUAUCGUCCGUUGUUUUCCGGGAAUAAUACUGAUCAAGAAAAUGGUAAUUCUCACAAUGGCAUAUUCGGCAAACAUGCCGACAAGAACUCGUUCUCGGACCUCCGAGUUGAAAUUGACCGUGAGCUAGCAUCGAAGUUUGGGACCCAUCCAGGGUACCUUCGCAGUAAAUCGUCGAUCAUGAACUACAAGACAAGAACGGAAGAUACCGCAAAACGAUCCUUUGGUGUCACCAAGACGGCUACUAAAGCUAAGCCUGUAGCAUCGAAUACACACGAAUCCGCGCUACUAGCACCGCCAAAUACUCGCCAGAUGCUGAGGAGAUCCUCGUCAGCAUCAGCAGUCCGGAAGAAGCUUUUUCACGCCGUGGAGCAGGGAUCCAACAACGGAUAUCAGCACCAAAACCACAAGUUGCAGGCUCAGAUUGAUGCGCUUCGAAAGAUGGCGUCCGCCUCAUUCUCCAAGACUCAUACAAAAGAAGCCAAGGGAUAUUACACUUCCAACAUAGAUACAUCGUCGGCAUGCCACGGCAUCGUGAGUCUUGCCCGAAAAAAUUCAGGAGUAUUGGCACCAGCGAACAAGUUGCAAAACCAGGAAGAAUGCGUCUCUGGAGUGGGUAUCGGUCCUAAUCGAUCAGCCAGUGCCUCCAUUCUGAUGUCCAACCCUGCCCAAACAACAACCAUUUCCAACGUACCACAUCCAGCGCCACCAGUUCUCGUGGGUGGAUACAGAUCUUCCUCUGUGCAACUCGAAGUGGAACUUGUGGAACGAUUAAAUGAAAUAGGACGCUCUAACUUACCGGAGAAAACCCUGUCACGGACGCGAGCGUGCCAAAACGUACUCGACAGCAUCGUUCUGCAAGACGAGCAUUACGGUCGUCUUUUAUCACGCAUUCGAGACGAGUUUAGCACUUACGUUGACAUGACGAGCAGAAAGAGUCCCAUCAAAUCAAGCAACAGCAAAGGAGCGAAAGCCUGGUGUACAUGUGGGCAGGACAUUUUUGAGUUUGCGCUCAUUAAACAGGAAAAUACAGUGAUGAAAAAGCGAGUGAGCAGCAUGCAGCACGAAAUUGAAAGUUUGCAAGCUGCUCUAAGACAAGCAAAGGCACGGAAUUCCAGUAGUCAUAGCAAUCAAAGCAGUGUCCGUGACACGUGGAGCACUGAGUGCUGGCCGGAGGAUGAUCAGCAACAAGAAGACGAUCUGGAUGAUGUCCAGCUUAUCACCGCCGAAGAUACGAGUCAACCACACUUCCGACCUCAAGACGUUCCGAUGCUAAGUUUUGCAACUCUCCCUUCGUACAGUGACGAGGAAGAAGAUGAAGAAGGGUAUAGUCAAUAAACACCAGGCCACAAGUACUUCAGUGUCCAUUGAAGGAGAUGUUUCAAGUUGUCGG
Molecule: messenger RNA, 2065 nt
Organism: Phytophthora nicotianae INRA-310
Lineage: Eukaryota; Oomycota; Peronosporomycetes; Peronosporales; Peronosporaceae
Exons: 12
Coding region: 1-2010 (669 amino acids)
Biological process (GO): translational initiation
Cellular component (GO): nucleus
Molecular function (GO): translation initiation factor activity; RNA binding
Source: RefSeq, a predicted model, not a curated record